UGUCGACUCUGCCUGGGUUAGAUUAGUUGUCCUCACGAAUAUACUGAACACUUUGAGUGAAAUUUCUCCGCGGAAGGUGUCUCUUGAAUUUUUAUUUCUGAUAAAUUGUAUUUGUGGUCAAAAUGGCCAUAAAAGUUGAAUUCGGAGCCUUGAAAAAGCCGCAUGCGAUUUUGAAAAUUGUCACCGGAGUUUUGGCAUUGCUGUCUCUGGCCUUGUAUCGGGGAAGUUGGUACCUUGAUGGCCUGGCUUCUUUCUCGCCAUUGCACGAAAACAUGAAUUCCACCUUCUUUUUCAUUGGAAGCAUGUUCAUGUACACUGUGAUGCCCUUGAUGCUUUGUGUGUGCUACGUUUUGGGGCAGACGCAAUCGGUUCAGGGACUUGGAGUAGGUAAGGACGACGACGAGGAAAGGAAACUUAGACCACAGGACUACUACGAGGACCCAAAACUUGAUCCUGGUAGACUCAUCUACACUUUACUACAAGAAGGGUUUCUGGCUGUGAUUGGCGUGGUUUUUGUCACUGCAAGCGGGAUUUUGCUGGCAAAUAGAGUCAAGUACCUCAAUGAUCUGAAGUACCGAUGGCCAGACACGACUACGGAAAACUGCGCAACUGCCAGCACUGUUUUCACAUUUUUCUGCGCUUUCUCUUGUCUAAUUGACGGAUGUCCUCAUUUGAAGUAUGACCAAGAACCUGAGAAUGACAAUGCCAAGAUAAUUUCGAAGCCAUCUGCCACAGAUGUCAAAACAUCUUGCUUUGUAACUGGCAUAUAUGCUGCAUUGGGUGCAGGAGAAAAUCCCAUGGAAGAAGAAAUCCGGUGGGGCAAAAAUCCCGUGCGGCCAAAAAUCCGAUGUCAUCAUCAUCUCAAGACAACGUGA
Molecule: messenger RNA, 875 nt
Organism: Notodromas monacha
Lineage: Eukaryota; Metazoa; Arthropoda; Ostracoda; Podocopida; Cyprididae
Source: the annotation of a GenBank genome assembly